AUGUUUACCCAGUUCCUAGGAGGCCUGCUGAGUGACAUGUUUGGCGGUCAAUUCGUCAUCGUCUCCUCUACCCUCGUCUGGGGUGUUGUGACACUCAGUUUCACCAUGCUGCCGCUGGCGUCUACUGAAUAUGACGCUGUCUUCCACUUCUUUAUCGUCCCACGCUUCUUUUUGGGUUUCUUUCAGGGUGAGUCACUCGGUCUUUUCUUAUUUUUUUCUCUGCUGACCUGUGGUAUAGACUAG
Messenger RNA from Dibothriocephalus latus, 243 nucleotides. NCBI's taxonomy places the organism in Eukaryota, Metazoa, Platyhelminthes, Cestoda, Diphyllobothriidea, Diphyllobothriidae. The record is from the annotation of a GenBank genome assembly.